AUUUGUUCGAAAUAAAGAACUAGCUCCCCAUUUAAAAAAGCGGACCCUUUACGACAUAAAUUAUAAUACGGCUGAUGGUCCGUGCGUCCGUCGUAACGUGAAUGCUUUCAUUAAAAAUAAUCAUGUGGUUCUACUAUUAUAAAUUUGUUUUCCGUUUCCGUCCAACAUCUUUGUUUCUUUCGCUUGUCAGACUUGCCUGAUAAGGACAUACAAAAUGCAGCUGCACAUCAGAGGACAGUCGACGCACGUCUUAGACGUAGAUGGACAAGAUUCCAUUGGCCAGAUCAAGGAGCGCAUCCGCUCUCUUGCUAACAUUGAAGGUGAGGAUCUGACCCUGUCGCUAUGUGGUGCUCCAUUGGACGACUCCUGCCUUGUGUCAGAACUCUCCUCUGCUGAGCUGGACCUCACAAUACCCCUGCUUGGUGGUAAAGUGCACGGUUCUUUGGCUCGUGCUGGUAAGGUCAAGGGACAGACACCCAAGGUAGAGAAACAGCAGAAAAAGAAGAAGAAGACUGGCCGUGCCAAGCGUAGGAUCCAAUACAACAGGAGAUUCGUGAAUGUUGUACAGACCUUCGGCCGCCGCCGUGGACCCAACUCCAACUCGUAGAUUUAUUCUUUGUAAAUAACAUGCAAAUAUAACAUCUUUUUGCACCAAA
Molecule: messenger RNA, 656 nt
Organism: Manduca sexta (tobacco hornworm)
Lineage: Eukaryota; Metazoa; Arthropoda; Insecta; Lepidoptera; Sphingidae
Gene: RpS30
Exons: 5
Coding region: 215-607 (130 amino acids)
Biological process (GO): translation
Cellular component (GO): cytosolic small ribosomal subunit; ribosome
Molecular function (GO): protein binding; structural constituent of ribosome
Source: RefSeq, a predicted model, not a curated record